Messenger RNA from Orcinus orca (killer whale), 1171 nucleotides. It is a transcript of the gene OAZ2, whose product is annotated as ornithine decarboxylase antizyme 2. Gene Ontology annotation, molecular function: ornithine decarboxylase inhibitor activity. Gene Ontology annotation, cellular component: cytoplasm; nucleus. Gene Ontology annotation, biological process: positive regulation of protein catabolic process. NCBI's taxonomy places the organism in Eukaryota, Metazoa, Chordata, Mammalia, Artiodactyla, Delphinidae. The transcript is spliced from 5 exons. The record is from RefSeq and is marked reviewed.
GGGGCGGGGCGGUUGCAGCGGCGUCGGCGGCGGCCGGGGAGGGUCAGUUGGAGGCAGGCGCUCGCUGAGGCAGGAGGAGGGUUCUGGGCCCGCUGCCUGACAGGGACUUAGCCCGCAGAGCUCGGCCCCGCGUGCGCGCGCGACCCCACACCCGCCCACUCAUCCACCUACCCACUCCCUGCGCCGCCUCUUCCCACCCUGAGCAGAGCCGCCGAGGAUGAUAAACACCCAGGACAGUAGUAUUUUGCCUUUGAGUAACUGUCCCCAGCUCCAGUGCUGCAGGCACAUUGUUCCGGGGCCUCUGUGGUGCUCCUGAUGCCCCUCACCCACUGUCGAAGAUCCCCGGUGGGCGAGGGGGCGGCAGGGAUCCUUCUCUCUCAGCUCUAAUAUAUAAGGACGAGAAGCUCACUGUGACCCAGGACCUCCCUGUGAACGAUGGAAAACCUCACAUCGUCCACUUCCAGUAUGAGGUCACCGAGGUGAAGGUCUCUUCCUGGGAUGCAGUCCUGUCCAGCCAGAGCCUGUUUGUAGAAAUCCCAGAUGGAUUAUUAGCUGAUGGGAGCAAAGAAGGAUUGUUAGCACUGCUAGAGUUUGCUGAAGAGAAGAUGAAAGUGAACUACGUCUUCAUCUGCUUCAGGAAGGGCCGGGAAGACAGAGCUCCACUCCUGAAGACCUUCAGCUUCUUGGGCUUUGAGAUUGUGCGUCCAGGCCAUCCCUGUGUCCCCUCUCGACCAGAUGUGAUGUUCAUGGUUUACCCCCUGGACCAGAACUUGUCCGAUGAGGACUAAUGGUCAUAGAGGAUGCUUUGCCCAAGAGCCACAGUGGGGGAAGAGGGGAAGUUAGGCAGCCCUGGGACAGAGGAGGGAGCUUCUUGCUGUCUAGGGAAGGACGCUGAGGGGCUCAGGGUGAGGGUUGCCUGUUGUGUUCUCAGAGUUGACUCAUUGAAAUUGUUUUCCAUAAAGAACAGUAUAAACAUAUUAUUCACAUGUAAUCACCAAUAGUAAAUGAAGAUGUUUAUGAACUGGCAUUAGAAGCUUUUUAAACUGCGCUGUGUGAUGUGCUCUAUCUAGCCUAGGGGAGGACAUUGCCUAGAGGGGGAGGGACUGUCUGGGUCCAGGGGCAAGGCCUGGAGAGCUGGUGGACAGCACUGUCAGGCUGAGGUUCCCCUGCU